This is a messenger RNA of Thamnophis sirtalis, 682 nucleotides long. NCBI's taxonomy places the organism in Eukaryota, Metazoa, Chordata, Lepidosauria, Squamata, Natricidae. The record is from RefSeq and is a predicted model, not a curated record.
UAAUCCUGGUAUUCUCUGCAGAAUACAUAAAUGAAGCAGCUGCUGCAAACUGGAGAUUCUUCUCAAAGCACCAGUACUUUGAUUCUCAAGGAAUGUUUAUUUCAUUAGUGUUUUCAGUACCAUUACUCCUAAACGCCAUCCUCAUAGUGAUUGCUUGGGUCUAUAAAACAGUGAAAGUAAUGACGGAACUAAAGACAAUACAGCAGAAAAGGAAAGCAAGGAGAGAAAAUAAGAAAAGUCAAUAAAUAAGUCUAUCUUUUGUAACUGGUUAUGUUACCAACUAUUCUGUCACCCAUAUUAACUUGAGGUUGGAAGUUAGGGAUUUUUACAUUCCUUUAUAAAUGGUCUUAUGUUCUCACAGUUCUAUGAAAAAAAAUCAUGUUCAUUUUGAGCCCAUUGUUAGAGCAAUUCUUAUAUGGCAUUUUGCUAUAUAGACUACUAUUUCAUUCUGAACCAGUCAUAAGGCAUCUCAUACGUUUAUUAGAAUUUCUCUAACGUGCUGUUUUAUCAUAGCUCAAUACAGGGGUUGUUCAUGGUUUUAUGAUGAUGUGCAUCAAAUAUGCCAAAAUGAACAAGUAAAUUUUAAUAAGUACCAGUUCAUAAAACUGGUUAGCUACAUAAUUGCCACUCACGAUUAAUUUCCAUUUAGGAAUUAUCAUAGCAUAUAACAAAUAGUUUAUAC